AAGCCUGGGAUUCUGGGAUUCUGUGGAUCCUGCAUGUGGCAGGUCCAGGGGCUGCAGCUGAGCUGUGGUGCAAUGGUGUCAUUUUGAAGUGCCAGAACUUUUCGGUUUGGUGAAGAACUUACUGUGUAGCCACUCAAAACUGUGAUGCUUUAACAUUUUAUUACACUGUAAUUCCCCUUGAGGUGCAGGAAAUUUUCUGGAGGUGCUAAAAGCCCUUGGAGAUGGUAGGAAAACACUACAGAUACUCUGUGUCAGUUCUCUACCAAUCACUUUAUUUUCCUCCAAUUCCUUUUUUAUACAUAUUUGUUUACUGUAUGGAUUUCACACAUCCCAAAACUGCCUCCAUGCGAUAUUCCACGGGAGGGAGAAAUUGGUCUUAAAGACUUUUAUGAGGUUGACCUGAGGUUACAACCUGUGGCAAUGUUCCUGGAUUUGGGAGAGAUGAUUAUCUGCUCUCUCCUUCACUGUGGUUACCCUCAGCUAGAGCUUAAUUAUGAUUUUUUUGCUGCAUCCCUUUUGUCAGUGAUUUUUUUUGGUGGCUUUAAAGUUAUACGCUCCUGUAACAUCAGAGUCCCUGCAAGGGCUGAUUGGGGAUUGAGCUUUUAGAAAGUUUUUUGUGUUCAUUUUCCUGAAGAAUUUAGUGAGGACAAAAACAGUAAAAGAAACCACCUCAGCAGCAGCCAGACACAGGUUGUAGAAGUGUGUGUUCAUGUAGUCCUGAGGUUUUCAGCUGGUCCUGGUCCCUUUGGAUUGAUUCCUCACUGGUGGGAGUCAGCUCAGCCCAGUUCCUGCCCCUGCCCUGGCGUGUGGCCAUGGCCACGUCCUCCUGCCCGCCCUGCUGACUUGUCACCCCGAGCAGCAGCACAGGCUGGGAGGGUUGUGGUGCUGAAUUAAUGUCUGCAGGACACUUUGAUCUCCCAGGAGGUGUCAGCCUGCAAGGGACCUUGGGCUGGGAGGGCUGUUGGCAGGAGCUGGUGCUGAGGCAGAUGUGCUGGAGGCAGAUGUGGUGCCCCAGCGAGGAUCAGCUCCAUCUGUUCAUGACCAAACCCCAUCUGGGGGCGGCUGCUGAUGCAAACGCUGCUGUAAAACCAGCCCUCACCCCCGUCUGUUUGAUGUUCUCAGUGGUGCAGCCCCACUCCAAGGCCCACCAGCAGAUCCUGUGGUACUUUGGCACUGAGAUCCUCCUGGACAAUGGCGAGAUAAACUGCGAGGCUCUUGGGAACAUGAUCUUCUCCCAGCCGGAGAAAGGGCGGCUGCUGAACUCCAUCACCCACCCUGAGAUCCUGAAGGAGAUGCUGAAGCAGAUCCUGAAGUACUUUGUGCUCGGAUACCGCUACAUGAUCCUGGACAUCCCUCUGCUCUUCGAGACCCACGGGUUGACCAAGUUUAUGAGAUACACGGUCUUGGUUUAUUGUGACCCCCCGGCGCAGUGUGCGCGGCUGAUGAGGCGGAACGGGUUGGACAUGGCCACAGCUGAUGCCCAGAUCAGCUCCCAGAUCCCACUGGAGGAGAAACUCCAGUGGGCAACUCACAUCAUCGACAACUCGGGGGACAGGGAGAGCACCUGCCGGCAGGUACUGCGGCUCCACACCCGCCUUGAAGAUUCCCUGGAUUUCCUCUGGGCCCGGCUGGUGGUGGGCACGGCCAUCGCUGGGCUUGGGGGGCUGGUGUUACUCCUCCUGUGGCAUCUCAUCUCCUAAUUCACCUUUUCUCUUAGUCAAGGAAGGGGCCUGAAUUCCCUGGUUUGAAAAGGGCACCAAAAGGUCACCUCUGUUAAUGAUCUUUGCCAGCUGAAUGCAGACAGCAGCGAGAGGUGUCUCCUUGCACAGUUCCCAAGGUGAAUGUAGUCAGGGGUUUUUUUCCGGCACCUUCUCCCUGCUCAGGUUCUUGCCCACCAGUUGUGCCUCUGGGGGAAGGCUCUUAUUGUCCCCCCUGUGGGUCUCUAUGGUGGGACUUUGGUGAGUUGAGGCACUUUAAUCUGGGACGAUCUCAUUCUAAUCCAGGACAAUCUCACUUUAAUCCAGGACAAACUUUAAUACAGGACAAUCCCACUUUAAUGUCUUCCAUGACAAUCUCUUCCCUGGGAAAAGGUGGCCUCCUGGGCUCUGUCCCUUCCAACAAUGUCCCUGGGGUGAUCCCCUGCAGCUCAGCCCUCCUAAUCCGAGUUUAGACCUGGGAUUUCCCCUUUUUCACAUUGAUUUAAUGGAAACGUGUUAAAUCUGCCUGGGAGGGACGGACAGCACCUCGUUCUUGUGGGUUGGGUGUUCAGGUGGCUGCUCUCCUCCCUCCCGCCCUCUGAUUCUGUAGCCAUCGCUAGUGGAUCACCCUUGUCUUUGGAUCCGAGGGUCUGAUACAGCCUGGAGCGGGCAGAGACCUGGGCUCUGCCUCGUUCAGACUCAUUUCCUGCUGUUUGAGCUUCCUUCGGCGGCACUUUCCUGGCGGGAGAGCCGAGCCUGGGCGAGGCGGGUGCUGGCUCUUCACUUUUGUUUUAAUAAAACACUGAACAGCAGCUGCUCCCGCGGCUGCUCCCGCA
Pipra filicauda (Wire-tailed manakin) is the source of this 2533-nucleotide messenger RNA. RefSeq names its product dephospho-CoA kinase domain-containing protein-like. Bases 894 to 1700 code for a protein of 268 amino acids. The record is from RefSeq and is a predicted model, not a curated record. Gene Ontology annotation, molecular function: ATP binding; dephospho-CoA kinase activity. The transcript has 3 exons. Lineage: Eukaryota; Metazoa; Chordata; Aves; Passeriformes; Pipridae. Gene Ontology annotation, biological process: coenzyme A biosynthetic process.